AAUCAAAAUGAAGCUUACAAUCACUAGAACCCAUUUUGAUAAAUUUGGUCACACAUACCAUAGCAACUUCAAUUCAGGCACACUAUAUAUUAAGCACAGCUUCUCAAGAAAGAAGGAACAGUAGGAUUAAGAAAGAAAUUGAAAAUGGCAAACGAUGGGAAGAAGAUAAUAAUCAAGGGCUGUAUUAAGAGUACGAAAGGGCCUUGGAUAGUAAAUAGAAGUACUAAAUAUGGUAUUGUUAGCAAAUAUAGAUUUCCUACUGAUAGAGAACGCCAAAACAACAAGCAAAGAGAGCGAAGAAGACGAGCAGUGGCUCGUAAGAUAUUUGCAGGACUUAGACAGCAUGGAAACUACAAACUUCCUAAACAUGCUGACAGUAAUGACCUACUCAAAGCUCUUUGUGAAGAAGCUGGUUGGCAUGCUGAAGAAGAUGGCACUCUUUUUAGGAAGAUUGUGAAACAGGAUUUUCAUGUGGGUUCAGAAUAUGGAGCACUGCCAUCCAGUUCAUCAACUUUAGAGUGCCAUGGACAAGAAGGAAAUGAUCUUAACCUCUCACUUUCAUUGUCACUUUCAAGUUCAAAUUGAAAAAGAGAGAUAUUUUGGCACCCAAAUAU
Messenger RNA from Jatropha curcas, 614 nucleotides. The record is from RefSeq and is a predicted model, not a curated record. Lineage: Eukaryota; Viridiplantae; Streptophyta; Magnoliopsida; Malpighiales; Euphorbiaceae.